GGCUGGGUACGGUGGCUCAGGUCUGUAAUCCCAGCACUUUGGGAGGCCGAGGCGGAUGGAUCACCUGAGGUCAGGAGUUCGAGACCAGCCUGGCCAAUAUGGUCCCAGCUGCAGGGCAGCCAUGAGCCUGGUGGCCUGCGAGUGCCUGCCCAGCCCCGGCCUGGAGCCUGAGCCUUGCUCACGAGCACGGUCCCAGGCUCGCGUGUACCUGGAGCAGAUUCGCAACAGGGUGGCUCUGGGGGCAUCUGACGUGACAAAGCGUGACUAUCUGGUGGAUGCGGCCACGCAGAUCCGGCUGGCCCUGGAGCGCGACGUUGGUGAAGACUAUGAGGCGGCCUUCAACCACUAUCAGAAUGGCGUGGACGUGCUGCUCCGUGGCAUACACGUUGACCCCAACAAGGAGCGACGUGAGGCUGUGAAGCUGAAAAUUACCAAGUACCUGCGGCGGGCAGAGGAGAUCUUCAACUGCCACCUGCAGCGGCCGCUGGGCAGUGGAGCCAGCCCCAGCACGGGUUUCAGCAGCCUGAGGCUCCGGCCCAUCCGCACGCUGAGCUCUGCUGUGGAGCAGCUGAGGGGCUGCAGGGUGGUCGGGGUCAUCGAGAAGGUGCAGCUGGUCCAGGACCCGGAAACAGGAGGGACCUUUGUGGUGAAGAGCCUACCCAGGUGCCACAUGGUGAGCCGGGAGCGGCUGACCAUCAUCCCACACGGAGUCCCCUACAUGACAAAGCUGCUUAGGUACUUCGUGAGCGAGGACUCCAUCUUCCUGCACCUGGAGCAUGUGCAAGGAGGCACUCUCUGGUCCCACCUGCUCUCCCAGGCGAACCCCCGACAUUCUGGGCUCAGCUCUGGCUCUACCCAGGAGAGGAUGAAGGCUCAGCUCAACCCCCACCUCAACCUCCUGACCCCAGCGAGGCUCCCCUCAGGCCACACCCCUGACCAGGACAGAAUCGCCCUGGAGCCUCCUAGGACUUCUCCGAGCCUUCCCCUAGCCGGGGAGGCCCCAUCCACCAGACCCCAGAGGGAGGCUGAAGGUGAACCCACAGCCAGGACCAGCACCUCUGGCUCCUCGGACCUUCCAAAGGCCCCAGGUGGCCACCUGCGCCGUCAAGCUAGGCGGGCUGGCCAGAAGUCAGACGCUGGGCCCCCUCAGGGACUCACUUGGGUUCCCGAGGGGACCGGCCUGGUGCUAGGGGGCUGUGGCCGAGGCACGGAUCAGAGCUGCCUGUCAGCAGAUGGGGCCGGCCGGGGCUGUGGCAGGGCCACCUGGAGUGUGAGAGAGGAGCAGGUGAAGCAGUGGGCGGCAGAGAUGCUGGUGGCAUUGGAGGCACUGCAUGAGCAGGGAGUGCUGUGCCGGGACCUCCACCCCGGGAACCUGCUCCUGGACCAGGCAGGUCACAUCCGGCUCACAUAUUUUGGCCAGUGGUCAGAGGUGGAGCCCCAGUGCUGCGGGGAGGCCGUGGACAAUCUCUACAGCGCCCCAGAGGUGGGUGGGAUUUCUGAGCUGACAGAAGCCUGUGACUGGUGGAGCUUUGGGUCUCUACUGUAUGAACUGCUGACAGGAAUGGCACUGUCCCAGAACCACCCUUCAGGAAUCCAGGCCCACACCCAGCUCCAGCUGCCCGAGUGGCUCAGUCGUCCGGCGGCCUCUCUGCUGACUGAGCUGCUGCAGUUCGAGCCUACCCGGCGCCUGGGCGUGGGAGAAGGUGGUGUCAGCAAACUCAAGUCCCAUCCCUUUUUCAGUACCAUCCAGUGGAGCAAACUGGUGGGGUAAGAGGGUAGAGCAGGUGACGGAAGCAGCUGGCCUGGUCUGGAUCGCCUCUCCUCCUUGCCUGACACCCAGGGCUGGCCCUCUAUCAGCGGGCUUCGGGCGAGGAAUGGAGGGCACUGCCUGUCCUACUGGGCUCCCACUGGGACCUCAGAAUUAUGGCCACCACCCAGGAAGGGUCAGCUCCUGGAAAAGCUGGAGGUGGGGGCAGUCAAGGCUUGCCCUGCUAAGCAGCUUGAACCUUCCACCCAUCAGUCAACAGACCCGUUGAGCAUGUGGACUCACCAUGUUAAAGGCUGCCUUCUGUGGCACUGGCGCUGAGCUCUUGACCACCUGCUGCACCCUACUGUGAGGUGCUGUGACUCACUCACUGCCAUGUUGUGCCCUACUCAGGACAUCUCUGGAGACACAUCUCAGGACACUGAUCCACUGGCUCAGUGGACCCAAACCAGACUGUCCUGGCUAGUCCUCUUAGUCACACAAUGAGUGGGCCUCUUCCACCAGAAGCUGUUACUGCAGCUGGGGAGGCUCAGAAGCAAGGAUGCCAUCUGUAGUGUGGGGAGGGAUGAGGUAGGGGACAGGAAGACCCCCCCAUUCCUGACCAUGCCCCCUAUCUUGCGAUUUCAGACUCGGGAGAGCAAAAGGGAGGGGAAGAAAAUAAGAGGAAUGGGGGGAGGAAGGAAUGCACAGCUCUGCCCCUUAGAGCAAGUCUGAAACCAGAAUCAAGAGCCCUUCUCCCCAGUGGGGCCAGCUGUGUGGGGGGAGGGGGGCAGCCUGCCCCAGGGGUGCAAGAGGACAGCAAUUCAUUCAGCCUCCAGGCCAAAGCAGCUGAGACAAGGUGUGCCCAUCAGGAUCCCCUCUCAGGCUUUGGCUGUUUACCAUGUCACUGCCUACUGUGACUUCAUGUCCUUUUGGGAUAAGAAACCACAAAACGUAUGGAACAACUAUCCAUGGCUCUUAGCCAGAAACGUCUUGCUUCUGGUCUCUGAAAAACUGGGGUGAGUGGUUGUCCCAAAGACAAUCGCCCCCAGUUUGGGGGCUCCUCUCAGGGUUCACCCUGUCACCGGGGUGUGGGACCUGGGAAACUUCCACUAGACUUUUGCCUCCAGCUCCUCCCCGCCAGCAUCCCAGUCACCACCAGGUGGCGCUUCCUACAUGGUCCACCUGUCUGGCUCUGAAGGCCCAAUUCUGUCAGGCCAGACUCCUGUCACUCAUGGUGGGGAGACCUGACUUCCUCGGGCUCUUCAGGAGACUGAGACAGAGAGGACAAGCGAAAGCGCAGCCUGUGUAUGACUCUCCGCGGUUCACAUCCUGCCUCUCCCUGGGGUUUACCUAGUCCCAAUAAAGCCUGCUCUGGUCUAUGGUGUUCUUGCUUCUUCCAUGCAAUGACCGCGGCUCACUGGGGCAGUUUGGAAGGCUCCCCCAUAGACGCUCCAGAGUGAAGUCAAGAGUGAGCUUGGGGGCUGCCAGGAAGUAGGAUGCAGGGCUGGUGGUGAGCAGCAUGCCACCUGUGCCCUGGGCCUCAGGGGAAGUGGUGAGGUCAGGAGGAGGACUAGGCUCUGUGGGGAAGAGGAUGAAGCAGCCUUGGAAGAGGCUCAUGGCCCCUGGGGGAAUGCCAGUUGCAUCCUCACAGUGACCCCUUGCAACAGAAGGCAGCUCCUGAGAAAACUGAAGCUCAAAGAGGUUAAGGACACCUAGCCAAAGUUGCAAGUUAGUGUUCCUUCUGCUACUCUCCCUGUCAGGCUGGACCACUUCCAACCACUGCUUCAUGAAACACAAGUCACUUCUGGAACUUCUGUGCUUCAUCCACCCAACGCUACAUGUCUGGUACCUUGUUGGGCCCUGAGUUUAGAAUACUGUGGGUCCCAGCUCUUAUAGUCGACCUCCUUUCGAUAGAAUGGAGCAAGCAAUGCCUAUUUUGCAGGUUUACCAGACAAAUUAAAGCUUCUAACACCAA
Mandrillus leucophaeus (drill) is the source of this 3722-nucleotide messenger RNA. RefSeq names its product ribosomal protein S6 kinase-like 1 (gene RPS6KL1). The transcript has 11 exons. Gene Ontology annotation, molecular function: ATP binding; protein kinase activity. Gene Ontology annotation, biological process: protein phosphorylation. The record is from RefSeq and is a predicted model, not a curated record. Bases 56 to 1771 code for a protein of 571 amino acids. NCBI's taxonomy places the organism in Eukaryota, Metazoa, Chordata, Mammalia, Primates, Cercopithecidae.